Molecule: messenger RNA, 3336 nt
Organism: Pieris macdunnoughi
Lineage: Eukaryota; Metazoa; Arthropoda; Insecta; Lepidoptera; Pieridae
Source: the annotation of a GenBank genome assembly
AUGAUGUUCAGUCACGUAAAUAAUAUAAUACUAAGCAAUCAAUGUACUACAAAAUACGUUUUCUUUAUAGGUGAACAAGGGAGUGUAAAACCCGUCGGAUUAGCAGGUACCAGAAACCCAGAAUUAAAAAAACAUUUCGAUAAUUUAGGACUCAUAUUAAAGUGGUCUAAUGCGACUCCAAUCAAGACUUACGGAGGUAAAGGCUAUACGUGCUCCUACUGUCUGCAACAAUUCCUAGUACCAGCUGAUCUAAAGAAGCAUACACAAGAAACACAUAGCAAAAUUGUUGGUCCAAUAGUAAAAAAGUCAGACUUAAGAGGUUUUCAUAUGAAACUAGACAUUACUGACUUGGAAUGUGUCUGUACAAAAACACUUGAUGAUAUAGAAGAACUUGUAGAUCAUUUGUGUGAAGAACACGAUUUAUAUUUUCAUACUGAUAUAAAAAAUUACAUUAUACCCAUUAAGUUUUACAACGAUGAACUCCGAUGCUAUAUAUGUAUAAACAAAUUUUGUUCGUUUAAAAUGCUGAUAAAACACAUGAACGUACAUUUUAGAAAUUUCGUUUGUAACGUUUGUGAUGAGGGCUUCGUUUAUAGUAAGCAGUUGAAGAAUCAUUCCGCAACACAUAUGACUGGGUCCUUUAAAUGUGAUAGUUGUGACAAGUCCUUUGAUACAAAGCAAAAGUGUCGGUAUCAUAUAAGAUCCGUGCAUUCAAUGAAAGCGAGAAAUAAGUGCGUGUAUUGCGGCGAGUUCUUUAGGGACUACCGUACCAAAAUUUCACACCAGUACAAAGUGCAUGGGGUAGCCUGUGUCUUCAAAUGUACCGCCUGCGAUAGAAGCUUUAUUAGCCAGAGGGGCUAUCAAACUCACAUGCAAAGAUAUCACCUAAUGGAAAGACGACAUCCCUGCAAAUAUUGUGACAUGAGAUUUUACUCAACAUCCGAAUUAAAAUGCCAUCUUGCUAAACAUAAUAUCGAAGUCCCUGUCUUCAAAUGCGACAUUUGUAUGAAAUCGUAUAAGAGAAAAACGACGCUACGGAAUCAUUUGAGAAUCCAUUCUGAUGAUAGACCGUACAGAUGUGAGGUCUGUAGUAGAACCUUCAUCCAUAAGUGUAGUUGGAGGAGCCAUUUGACCUCUAAACAUGGCAUUAUACAACCUAAAGUAUCAUAUUGUCCACGACGUAGCCACACAAAUGAUCUUAUUGAUGAUCAGAGUGUCAAAAAACAAAGAGAAAAGAAAGGUGUAGAAUUGGCUAAACAUCGUUACAAUUUGGUGGAAAUUCUGAGAAACUCAAACAUCACACCAAUACGAUGCAGAGGCGGUAUUGGAUAUGCGUGUUGCUAUUGCGCACAAGAAUAUACUGACCCAGCCGACCUUAAAGCACAUACAUUAAACGAACAUGAAGAAAAUGAGAGGCUACGUCUAUUGGACGGAAAGGACUUGUAUAAAUUUCACGCUAAACUUGAUAUAACUGAACUGAAAUGUAAGAUUUGUGAAACAAAAAUCAAUACUCUGGAACAAUUUAUCGAUCAUCUAAUUAAUAAUCAUCACAUCAGCCUGCACAAAGAUAUAAAGAACCAGUUGUUCCCAUUUAAGUUCGAUCAAGAAGCACUGAGGUGCUGCAUAUGUGACGGUGUUUUUCACAAAUUCAAAUCCCUCCUGGAACACAUGAACGUACACUAUCGGAACUACGUUUGCAAAGACUGUGAUGCAGGUUUCGUUAAUCGCAGCAAUUUAACCCAACACGCGAAACGCCAUCAGCUGGGCACGUUCAACUGUGAUUUUUGCUCAAAAGUAUUCGAUACAUUUAGAAAGAAACGCUCUCACGAAAAAUGCGUCCACACCCAUUCACAUUCACUCAACAAAUGCGGUUACUGUAAUGAAAAAUUUAGAGAUUACAGCAGAAAAGAGAAGCAUUUAAUCGAUGUUCACGGUGUUAUUAAUAAGGAAACUAAGUGCCAAGCGUGCGAUAAAACUUUUAAAAAUCAAAAGGAAUACAAUUCGCACAUAAAAAGAUUGCACCUAAUGGACAAGCGACACAAGUGUUCCGAAUGUGAUAUGGCGUUUUAUACCUCUGGCGAGUUGAAGAAUCACGCUGUAAAACAUACGGGUGAACGUAGUUUUGUGUGCGAUGUGUGUCAUAAAGCGUAUGGACGGCAGAAGACACUCAAAGAACAUAUGCGUAUACAUAAAGAUGAUAGGCGGUUUAAGUGUGAGCAUUGUGGCAAAGCGUUCGUUCAGAAAUGUGGGUGGCGGGGACAUAUGUGGGCGAAACACGGUGGAAAGAAAAGUCGCACGACAUUGACGUCUCAAAGAGAUAGUGAAAAUGAUAAAAAUGAUCCACCAAAAGCUAAACACGGUCACGAAUUAGAGAAACACAGAACAAAUAUAAGAGAGAUAAUACUUUGGUCAAACGCAACGCCUAUUCGUAAUCGUGGUGGCAUUGGCUACGCGUGCUGCUUCUGCCCUAACCAGUUUCCAGACCCUGCUGAGUUAAAAAGUCAUACCAUAGCAGCCCAUGAUGAUAUUACUAAAUCCACAUUCAUGAAAGGAAAAGAUAUGUAUAGCUAUUUUGUAAAAUUGGACAUAACCUAUCUUACCUGUAAGAUUUGCCUACAAAGUUUCGAUACAUUGGAAACCUUAAUGGAACAUUUAAAGUGUGAACAUAACAAAAAUAUCUCUACCGAUAUAAAUAAUCAUAUUCUCCCAUUCAAGUUCGAUAGUGAACCGCUCAGAUGCUUCAUAUGUCUUAAUGUUUUUAACAAAUUCAAGGCGUUGCAAGAACACAUGCAUACGCAUUACAGAAAUUUUAUAUGCGAUGUGUGUGAUGCUGGAUUUGUUAAUAGACAUAUACUCCUCUGCCAUAGAGAAGCACACAAACUUGGUACGUUUAAUUGCAAACAGUGCACAGAGGUGUUUGAUACAAUGAGGAAGCUAAAGCAACACGAACGAAAGAUACAUCACGGCUUCAAUAUGCCGUACAAAUGUGGUUACUGUGAUGAGAGAUUCAAAGAAAGUUUUCAUAAGUAUGAACACCUCGCUAAAGUUCACGGGAUUGUGGGUCCCUCUGUUAAGUGUCAAGCAUGUGAGAGAACGUUUACGACGCAGCAGACGUUAUUGCUGCAUACAAAGAAGUAUCAUUUGAUGCAAAAGCAGCAUAAGUGUUCCUAUUGCGAUAAAGCAUUCUUUGGAAAGAGGGAGUUGAACGAUCACAUAGUCAAACAUACUGGAACGAGAGAGUACCGUUGUGAAGUAUGCUUUAAAUGUUAUGGACGAUCAAAAACUCUUAAAGAGCACAUACGGAGACUGCACUCUGAUGAUCGAAGACAUAAUUAG